Messenger RNA from Megalobrama amblycephala (Wuchang bream), 3539 nucleotides. RefSeq names its product soluble guanylate cyclase 88E-like. Gene Ontology annotation, molecular function: heme binding; oxygen sensor activity; guanylate cyclase activity. Lineage: Eukaryota; Metazoa; Chordata; Actinopteri; Cypriniformes; Xenocyprididae. Gene Ontology annotation, cellular component: guanylate cyclase complex, soluble. The transcript is spliced from 18 exons. Bases 744 to 3122 code for a protein of 792 amino acids. The record is from RefSeq and is a predicted model, not a curated record. Gene Ontology annotation, biological process: response to oxygen levels; nitric oxide-cGMP-mediated signaling; cGMP biosynthetic process.
GUUCUAUGAGCUGCCAUAAACUCAAGAGCAGAAGAGGAAGAAGAAGAAUAAGAAUACUAACGAUUACAAUAGAUUAAUGCUGAAUUACAAUAAUAUGCUGAUUUGCUGCUUGAACUGGAUUUUUUGAUGAAUAGAGUUCAAAGGACAUUUAUUUGAAAUCUUUUGUCAUAAAUGUCUUUACUGUCACUUUUGAUUAAUUUAAUACAUCUUUGCUGAGUAAAACUAUUAAUUUAAUAAAAAACUUUUGAAUUAGUGUACAAUAUAUGCAUUAUUUGUUUAGUACCAUGGUAAGUAUUAAAGUAUUUCCCUCUAUAAUCCAUCACUGUACCAUGAUACUGCCAAUAUGUUUUUGUAAGGAACAAAUGGCCAACACUAAACCAUUUAAAUCUCUCCUAACACUUACUGUUAUGUCAGACAUCACAUUUAAUGACAAAAUUGUAAAAUGUGUGGAAAGGGAAAGAGCAGCAUGUGUCUGUGAGAGGUGUGCGUCUGUCAAUACUCAAAGUCACCAGCUGCUGACAUCACAACAAUAGAGCUGAAGAGUUUGAGUAAGAGCGACUCCUUUAAAACGAUUCCUGCUCCUCCUGCGCGAUUCUUCAGACUGGGACCGUGUCCGGAGGAGCUGCGAACCUCCUCAUACGCUAUACAUUGAGUUUUAUUUCAUGUGAGAUCGUGACAGGUCAGAUUUCUUUGCCAUGAAAGAAUAGAGAUUUUGUGUGUUUUAGAAGGAUGAUGAUUUCUUCAUGUUUCCUCCUGUUCUUUAUUGUUUCUCAGUUGCAUCUGGCCUGAGAUUCUCUUGGAUUCCAGACGUUCAGUUCGCUGUCGGGAUGUACGGACUGCUGUGUGAAAGUCUCCAUGACUUCAUCAAGGAGUCGUACGGUGACGAUGUGUGGAAACUUGUCAGAGAGAGAGCCGACGUCAGACUGCACUCCUUCGUCACUCAUCAGGUGUACAGUGAGAGUGUGAUUCCACGUAUCGCUAAAGCAGCGAGUGGCGUCACAGGAACACCCUAUAAUGAGCUCAUGAACUCAUGGGGCGUUUAUUUCCUCGGAUUCGUGGGGAAAUACGGAUAUGACAGAAUCCUCAAGGUGUUGGGCCGUCAUGUGCGUGACUUUGUAAAUGGUCUGGAUAACCUGCAUGAGUACCUGCGCUUCAGUUACCCAAAAGUCCAGCCGCCGACCUUCUUCUGCCAGGAGGAAUCAGCUACAGGAGUCACUCUGCAUUACAGGAGCAAACGUAAAGGAUACCUGCACUAUGCCAUGGGUCAGCUGAGACAGAUGGGAAAACAGUUCUAUGACACUGACAUCCAUGUUGAGGUUUUGUCCGAGCAGCUGGUGGGAGAUUAUUCACAUGUCACCAUGAGAUUAAACUUUGAUAACUCUGCGUAUCGAUAUAUCCAGAAAGAGGAUGAAGAGGAACAAGAGAUCCUUCCCAUCACCAGUGACUUUUUCUUUGAAGUUUUUCCCUUCAACAUCGUGUUCAGACAGGAUAUGGUUGUUCAUAAUGUUGGCUCUGGAUUGGCCACGGUCUUUCCUGAUCUGGAUGGGAAGAAGAUCAACGAUGCUUUUCUACUUGCUCGUCCUCUUGUGGAGUUUACUUGGAACAUGAUCAUCUCGCACCCCAACAACCUGUUUGAGAUCAUGUCGAAGGAGCCGGUGAAGCGAGAGAGGAACCUUCAUAACAGAGUGCAGAACUCUGAUUAUGAGAACGCCAAUCGCUCGGCUGACGUGGACGUGGAGCUGAUGGCCUUUCAGUCAAUCAUCGGGGACGAUUAUAAAGAUGGAAACAGCGCUAAUGCGAUGGAGAGCUGGGGUGACGGCAGCCGCUGCCUGAAACUGAAGGGUCAGAUGAGGUACAUGCCGGAGUGGGAGUCCAUCAUCUUCCUGGGGACUCCAGUCAUGGAGAGUUUAAGUGCCAUGUUUAAGACGGGGCUGUACAUCAAUGACCUGAGCAUGCAUGACUCGAGCAGAGAUCUGGUGCUGGCAGGAACUCAACAGUCUGAAGAGCUCAAGAGAGCCCUCAUACAGGAGCAAAAGAAAUCCAGUAAACUAGAGGAAAGCAUGAAAAUGUUGGACUAUGAGAUGAAAAAAACAGAUGAUCUUCUGUACAGAAUGAUUCCUAAACCUGUUGCUAAGCGACUGCGAAAGGGAGAACCAGCUGUGAACACCUGUGAGGUGUUUCCUGAUGUGACCAUCCUGUUCAGCGAUGUGGUGGGCUUCACUCGUAUCUGCAGCCAUAUCACACCCAUGCAGGUGGUCUCCAUGCUCAACACCAUGUACACGCUCUUCGACACGCUCAGCGAGAAGCACCGAGUGUUUAAGGUUGAAACUAUAGGUGAUGCGUACAUGGUGGUGGCAGGCGCUCCAGAAAAGACGAAGUAUCACGCCCACAAUAUUUGUGACAUGGCUCUAGAUAUGGUUCGCUCUAUUGAUCAUCUCAAAGACCCGUCCAAUGGAAACAACAUCCAGAUCCGUGUGGGAAUUCACUCUGGGAUGGUGGUCGCUGGGGUUGUAGGUCACAAGAUGCCUCGCUAUGGUCUUCAUGGUGAUACAGUUCACACGGCUUCUGCCAUGGAGAGCAAUGGGAAGGAAAUGCACAUUCAGCUGAGCAGCGCUACUUACGAGCACCUGAAAGGAAGUCACUUCAUCUUCGAGAGACGUGGUACCAUCACCAUCAAGGGGAAUGUGGAGAUCGAGACAUACUGGCUAAAAGGAAAGCGAGAUAAAGAUGGAAAUGCUCAGGCCGCCUGCCCACAGUUUGAAGCUCAGACCAUCAGUAAAGCCGCCAUUUCUGCUCCUGAACCGCCCAGUGAUGAGGAAGUGAUGGUGUUUCCCUCAGUGGCAGGUGAAGAUGAGGACGAUGUGAAAUCCAUCCGCUCUCACCGCAUGAAGAUGGAAACCUCUGGAAACUCUCUGGAGGAGUCGAUGGAGGAGUGUCGGGUGGAAGAAACGUCUGUCAGUAAGUCUCAUUAUAAGGACGCUCUGCAGGACAGCAGUCUUCAGGAUCCGCACAUUGAGCUCGACUCGGCUGAGUUUGAUGGCCGGGAUUCAAUAAUGGAAUCUCCCACCAGCUCCUGUGAUUCCCACGGCUCUGAGAAAAGCACCAUGUGCUCCGUGUGCUAAUCACAGUCAUCACGACGGGGCUUUGAAAUCGAUUCUGAGAGUCUGUUUUAAAGUUAUUGAUCUGAAUUUGUUGCCCAAAGAAUUCUGUAAAUUGGAUUCACUGGAUCGUCUUGUAAAUAGAUUAGAUUGAACUGAAAUGUGCUUAUUGUGUUGUUUUCUCAUCUCUACUUCGUCUAAAUCUCUGUUCCCUUUUGAUUUAUGCUUUAUAUUGACACCUUUAUUCAUUAAUUUUUUAAGAAUCUGACAGAAAUGUCCUACUCAUAUUUCAUCCCAAAAUCAGCAUAAAUUUGUUCUAUCAUGAUCUAUACUUUACAAUAUACUUUACUGUUUUUUGAUCAAUUAAUUUGAUCAAUUUAUUACUGAAUAAAAGUUUUUAUUUCUUUAAAAUAAAAUAAAAUCUUACACUUUUGUGGUGCA